Molecule: messenger RNA, 1596 nt
Organism: Arachis duranensis
Lineage: Eukaryota; Viridiplantae; Streptophyta; Magnoliopsida; Fabales; Fabaceae
Product: tubulin beta-2 chain
Biological process (GO): mitotic cell cycle; microtubule cytoskeleton organization
Cellular component (GO): microtubule; cytoplasm
Molecular function (GO): structural constituent of cytoskeleton; GTPase activity; GTP binding
Source: RefSeq, a predicted model, not a curated record
GAAAGCUCUCUCGUCCCCACACACACAACCAAAAAACCCUAACUUUUUCUUCUCAUUUCUUUCUUUCUUUCUUUCUCUGUGUCAUUUCGUCGAACAGCUUCAAUACACUUUCGAAAAUGCGUGAGAUCCUUCACAUUCAAGGUGGUCAAUGCGGCAACCAGAUUGGUGCCAAGUUCUGGGAAGUGGUCUGCGCGGAGCAUGGCAUCGACCCCACCGGAAGGUACGGCGGCGACACCGAUCUUCAGCUCGAGAGGAUCAAUGUGUACUAUAAGGGGCCGUACGGUCAGAUCUUUAGACCGGAUAACUUUGUGUUCGGGCAGAGUGGUGCUGGGAACAAUUGGGCUAAAGGGCACUACACGGAGGGUGCCGAGCUUAUCGAUUCGGUUCUUGAUGUUGUGAGAAAGGAAGCUGAGAACUGUGAUUGCUUACAAGGUUUUCAAGUGUGCCAUUCUCUGGGUGGAGGAACUGGGUCUGGAAUGGGUACCCUGUUGAUUUCAAAGAUCAGGGAAGAAUACCCAGAUAGGAUGAUGCUUACUUUCUCAGUCUUUCCAUCUCCAAAGGUUUCAGACACUGUGGUUGAACCCUACAAUGCUACUCUAUCUGUUCAUCAGCUUGUUGAAAAUGCUGAUGAAUGUAUGGUUCUUGAUAAUGAAGCCUUGUAUGACAUUUGCUUCCGUACCCUCAAGCUCACCACACCAAGCUUUGGUGAUUUGAACCAUUUGAUUUCGGCAACCAUGUCUGGUGUCACAUGUUGUUUGAGGUUCCCUGGUCAGCUGAACUCUGACCUUAGGAAGCUCGCCGUCAACCUCAUCCCCUUCCCUCGGCUUCACUUUUUCAUGGUCGGGUUUGCUCCUCUCACCUCUCGCGGUUCUCAGCAGUACAGGGCCUUGAGUGUUCCGGAGCUCACACAGCAAAUGUGGGAUGCCAAGAACAUGAUGUGUGCUGCUGAUCCUAGGCACGGAAGGUACCUCACUGCCUCCGCUAUGUUCCGUGGCAAGAUGAGCACAAAGGAGGUUGAUGAGCAAAUGAUCAAUGUUCAGAACAAGAACUCCUCAUACUUCGUCGAAUGGAUUCCAAACAAUGUCAAGUCCACUGUAUGUGAUAUUCCCCCUACAGGAUUAAAGAUGGCCUCAACAUUCAUUGGAAACUCCACCUCAAUUCAGGAGAUGUUCCGAAGGGUGAGCGAGCAGUUCACUGCUAUGUUCAGAAGAAAGGCUUUCUUGCAUUGGUACACCGGGGAAGGCAUGGACGAGAUGGAAUUCACAGAGGCAGAGAGUAACAUGAAUGACCUUGUUUCGGAGUAUCAGCAAUACCAGGAUGCCACUGCUGAUGAGGAUGAGUACGAAGAGGAAGAGGAAGAAGAUUACCAGCAACAUGACAUGUGAUUUUGAUCUUCAGUGAAUGCGGUGACCGCAACAUCCUGUUGCCGGAUCAUACUCUCUUUAUUGAGGGAUAUAGUAUACUGUUCCGGCUAGCACUAGUUUACAUUGCUUAAUAUCAAACUAUUUCUGGGUUUUGUUAAUGUUUUUCUUAAUAUUUUUAUGUACUUGUUGGUAGAGAAGACAGUAUAUUAAGCAACUAUUAUUUUCGAAGCUA